GAUCACCUGCAAUAUUUUCAAAAAAGCGGAAAAAGUUGAAACGCAUAUUUUCAAUCUACUAGUUAUAGAUGAUACAACUUUCAAAUGCAGCCCAACCAAAACUGAAAACUUAGUUGGGAGGUCAGACUGUAGUACUGUGCAUCAAAGUAACAUCAGUCGGUCAUGCUCAUUAAGUGUUUAUAAUCCUAAUCAUGAAACAAUCUCCCUUUCUUGGAAGUUUUACAACAGAGAUGACCAGGAAGUUUUUUUUAAUGAGAAAACUCCCAUAAUUGUACAACACAAACCCACAACUGACCCAUCUCGACCAGAUGAAUAUGCGGUCCAAGAUUUUGUAAAAGUAACAAAAGAGAUGGAUGGCCUUAAAUUGGAGUGUAGGCUCACUGCUGGCAAUACUCAUGUAACCGUCUGCUCGCUAGAUAAGCUCUCUGUUCAGUAUGCAGAGAAUACAACCAGUAAAUUGCCAAAGCAGCUGGUAACAGAAGCAAAGCCCGUCAAUUGCUCGGCCACCACGUCGUCGAGAAGAUGUUCUUACAGCUGGCAGCACAGCUUGCAGGUUGACAACUCCCCACCAGAGCAUCACACAAUCGAAGGGUCUCAGUUAAAUGCCACCCACAUAAAGUCACCUGGAUUGUAUCGCUGCAUAGCUAAGUGUAAGAUGGACGAUGGAGUUGAAUGUUCAUUACUGGCAGAGAUGCUUGAAGUUGAGGGAGAGAGUGCGGGAAACAAACCUGCAACAGCAGCAGGAGUUUCAGGACUGCAUGCUGGGUUGGCUGGUGGAAUCGUGGUCAUCCUUUUUCUUCUUCUCUUCAUUGUUCUUUUUUUUGUGUACAGGAGAAGAAAAGCCCAGAAAGAAUCAAAGCCUAAAGAUGCUAAUGAACUAAAAAAUUUAAACCCAGGUAGCAAUGGUUCUCAGGGCAGCAGCCCACAAACAACCUCUCAAACGACAACACAACCGGUGACAUCAGCACAGACAACAACUAACUCAACUUCAUCAUCCACAGGCACAUCAGCGGGCACUCCACUACCUCGCCUCCAACAACCGCCUCCCAACUUUCCCAGGCCAUCGAGGACUCACUCCUUCAAGAAAUCAAACUCAUCCAUAACUGCCAUUCCAGAGGAACCAACAGCUGGCUCCAGGGCUCUGACACAGAUCGGCUACAGGAUGACGCUGAACGAUGUGGCUCCGGACACAGUCAUCAGGGGAGUGUGCCAUCUAGGGAGCAGAAUUUACUGCGUGUGCGAGAAGUUCGAUAGAGUCUUCACGUUCGUUGAUGAGAAUCCUUACAACAGAAUUAAGGGAGAGGAGGUAGUUAUCGCCAGCAUGCUGAUGGCCAGGGAUCUUGCUGCUUGCUACCUCAGCAACUCGUUGUAUGUCUGUGACUACUCUGCUAAGCAACUUGCUGCAAUCUAUAGGAUUUUUCCUCACCUAUCGACAGACGAAAAAGUGUGCAAGGGUUUGGUUGAUGGCGUGCCCGCCAGCUCCACCGUUGAUCCGACCACUAAGAACAGGAUUGUCGUCAUUCUCAAGGGAGACAAAAAUAUGUUGGUCGAGAUUUACGACACUUCAUCUACCUACUCGACAUCUGGUAGCAUUAACGAAACAGCAACCUGGCAGAAAAUAUCUGUCAUAAAGUUACAACCGGACGCACGUCUUCCAAUGAAGCUCUGCAUAUCUCUGCUGACAGACAAGGUGAACGAAGCAGGAGAUGGUGCAAGCUGUCAACAAAAGAUUUUGUACGUACUCUAUGGAUCUGGAAAGUAUGACAAAAAUGAAUUUGCCUCCUACAAAAUAUCGAGACACAUCAUGGAGACUGGCAGAAUUCUUGAAGAAGCGUAUGAUCUUUCGGAACUCAAUCACUUAAUCGACGGAUCAAGGAAGUUUAAAUCGUCAUGCAUCAUUUCAGUUGACAGUAGCAACAUCGGGACCAUUCCUGAAGGUGUAUUAAUCAUUCAGGAGUCUUCCAAACCGUGCGUGAUACAUGUAGACAAAGAUUUGAAGCAUCCAAGCAAGAGGCUGCAGCUGGACAGAAUUGCCUGGAAAGGUUGUACCCACAGUAAAUUAAAUGCCAUCAUUGUCACAGUUCCUGGCGGGGGCAGCAAGCAGUAUCCACAACUUGCUGUACACAAUCUCGCAGAGGGUGCCGCUGUAGUUUAAGAAUGUUGUGUUUUUUUUCUUUCUUUGUGUGUGUGUGUGUAUGUUUGCACAUAUGUAUAUAUAUAUACGUGUGUUUGUGUUUGUAAAUAUGUGUGUGUGCGUUUGUAAAUAUGUGUGUGCUUAUAUAUAUGUGUGUGUGUAUAUGUAUUAAAAGGUUGUUUUUAUAAAAAAAUUAUUCUACGUACAUAGUCAUUUUUAAUUUCAACUUACAAACCACAAACAAACUGCUCUCAA
Helobdella robusta is the source of this 2389-nucleotide messenger RNA. RefSeq lists its product as hypothetical. The coding region runs from base 350 to 2155 and encodes 601 amino acids. The record is from RefSeq and is a predicted model, not a curated record. The transcript is spliced from 7 exons. NCBI's taxonomy places the organism in Eukaryota, Metazoa, Annelida, Clitellata, Rhynchobdellida, Glossiphoniidae.